Molecule: messenger RNA, 1746 nt
Organism: Phaethon lepturus (White-tailed tropicbird)
Lineage: Eukaryota; Metazoa; Chordata; Aves; Phaethontiformes; Phaethontidae
Product: aryl hydrocarbon receptor-like
Exons: 9
Biological process (GO): regulation of transcription by RNA polymerase II
Cellular component (GO): aryl hydrocarbon receptor complex; nucleus
Molecular function (GO): protein binding; nuclear receptor activity; transcription cis-regulatory region binding
Source: RefSeq, a predicted model, not a curated record
CUGCUACUACAGGCGCUCAACGGCUUCGUGCUGGUGGUGACAUCGGAAGGACUGAUAUUUUACUCCUCGCAUACAAUUCAGGACUAUCUGGGGUUUCAUCAGACAGAUGUCAUGCACCAGAGCGUCUUUGAGCUGAUCCACACCGAGGACCAGGAGGAAUUCAGGCGCAACCUCCGCUGGGCGCUCAACCCACCCCACGCUCCCGAGGGUGAGCCUUCUGCGGAAGGAGGGAAGAGUCUCAGCUCUUCUGCUGUCACCUACAAGCCAGAUCAGCUGCCCCCAGAAAACUCCUCCUUUCUGGAAAGGAGCUUCGUGUGCCGCUUUCGCUGCCUCCUGGAUAAUUCCUCCGGCUUCCUCGCUUUAAACCUGCAAGGCAGGCUGAAAUUCCUUCAUGGGCAGAACAAAAGGUCUGAAGACGGGUCUGCACUGCCACCCCAGCUCGCUCUCUUCGCUAUCUCCACCCCCUUGCAGCCCCCGUCCAUCCUGCAGAUCCGAACCAAGAACAUGAUCUUCAGGACAAAGCACAAGCUGGACUUCACCCCCUUGGCCUGCGAUGCCAAGGGGAAGAUCGUUUUGGGCUACACCGAGGCGGAGCUGCGGAUGUGUGGCACCGGCUACCAGUUCGUCCACGCUGCCGACAUGCUGUACUGUGCUGAAAACCAUGUCAGGAUGAUGAAGACGGGCGAGAGCGGCCUGACAGUCUUCCGCCUGCUGACGAAGGAGAACCGCUGGAAGUGGGUGCAGGCCAACGCGCGUCUGGUCUACAAGAACGGCAAGCCCGAGUACAUCAUUGUCACGCAGAGACCCCUCGUAGAUGAAGAAGGAGGAGAGCACCUUCGGAAACGGUCCAUGCAUCUUCCCUUUACCUUUGCUACAGGAGAAGCGCUCUUAUACCAGAGCGCUUACCCUAUCCCAGGCUUCCCUGACCCUUUCCAGAGCAAAGGGAAAACCAGCAAGUCCAAGAAGACCUCCCACAGCCAUGGAGGGCGCUCCCAGAAGGAUGGUGUUGACCCCAGUUCUCUGCUGGGCGCUGUGAUGCAGCAGGACAAGGCGGUGUACGCCUCCCACCCAGCUCCCACACCUAACCGCUCCUUCAGCAGCAGUUUCGUGGACCACCUUGAGGAUGUGUCCUUGCUGGAUUCAGGAGGAGAUGCCUGGCGUAUGGGCGCUGCUCCAGCUUCUUCAGGCGGGGGCAAUCUCAAAGAGGAGCUGGUGGAUUUGCAGCAGGAGGACCCUCUCUUGGCCACCCUGGACUCACUCUCAAUUAAAAGUGAUGAGAGCUGUUCCAACAGUGAGCUGUUCAGUGCACUGGAGGGCCUGGGGUUGAAUGCUGAAGACCUGGAGCUCCUGCUGCUGGAUGAGAAAAGGGUGAUGGUCAAUAUGGACCCCGACCACACCCCAUCCCUGAACGACUGCCUUGCCAGCAACGAUAUUCUAUCCUACAUCCACACCACGCUGGUGAGCAAGCACGAGGGAGGACAACAGGUCUGUCCCCUGCCAGGCACGUCCCCAAGCCCAUGUGGAGGCACUGCUACGUACCAGGCCCACGUGGAGGCCCAGGACUCGCAGUACCUGCCCCAGAAUCUUAUUCCCAAGAAGCAGCCGAGCCUUGCUCCCUCCGUGCCCCAGCACCCUUUUCCGAGCUCGUCUGCAGAGUGCUUCGGGAGCAUCGGCAGCCCGCUGGAGCCUCCCGUGAACUCCUAUGGGACGUACGCCUCCGGGCUGAGCCAGGAGAGCAGGGACAGG